AUGCGGAGAGCCGCCGGCAUGGAGGACUUCUCCGCAGAGGACGAGGAGCCGUGGUACGACCAGCAGGACCUCGAGCAGGACUUGCACUUGGCCGCAGAGCUGGGGAAGACGCUGCUGGAGAGGAACAAGGAGCUGGAGGAGUCCCUGCAGCAGAUGUACUCCACCAACGAGGAGCAAGUGCAGGAGAUCGAGUACCUGACCAAGCAGCUGGACACACUGCGGUGUGUGAACGAGCAGCACGCCAAAGUCUACGAGCAACUGGACCUGACGGCCCGAGACCUGGAGCUGACCAACCAGAAGCUGGUGCUGGACAGCAAGGCCGCCCAGCAGAAGAUCCACGGGCUGUCCGAGACCAUUGAGCGCCUGCAGGCGCAGGUGGAGGAGCUGCAGGCCCAGGUGGAGCAGCUGCGGGGCCUGGAGCAGCUGCGGGUGCGCCGGGAGAGGCGGGAGCGCAGGCGCACCAUCCACACCUUCCCCUGCCUCAAGGAGCUGUGCACCAGCCCCAGGUGUGAGGAUGCCUUCCGCUUGCACAGCUCCUCCCUAGAGCUGGGCCCGCGGCCCCUGGAGCAGGAGAACGAGCGGCUGCAGACGCUGGUGGGCGUGCUGCGCUCCCAGGUGAGCCAGGAGCGCCAGCGCAAGGAGCGGGCGGAGCGCGAGUACGCGGCGGUGCUGCAGGAGUGCUCGGAGCUGGAGCGGCAGCUCUGCCACAUGGAGGCCUGCCGCUUGCGCGUGCGGGAGCUGGAGGCCGAGCUGCUGGAGCUGCAGCAGAUGAAGCAGGCGAAGACCUACCUGCUGGGCCGGGAGGACCACCUGGCCGAGGCCCUGCUGGCGCCCCUCACGCAGGCCCCCGAGGCCGACGACCCCCAGCCCGGCAGCGGGGACGACUCGGGCAUCCAGGACUGCGUCUCGUCUCCGGCCACGUCCCCCAGCCACGCGGUGCGCAAGAGCUGCAGCGACACGGCGCUCAACGCCAUCGUGGCCAAGGACCCCGCCAGCCGGCACGCGGGCAACCUGACGCUGCACGCCAACAGCGUGCGCCGGCGGGGCAUGUCCAUCCUGCGCGAGGUGGACGAGCAGUACCACGCGCUGCUGGACAAGUACGAGGAGCUGCUGAGCAAGUGCCGGCAGCACGGGGCUGGGGUGCGGCACGCCGGCGUGCAGACCUCCCGGCCCGUCUCCCGGGACAGCUCGUGGAGGGACCUGCUGGGGGGUGAGGAGGGCCAGGGGGAGGCCAAGGCGGCGGAGAAGAGCCUCAGCCUGCACGUGGAGGCCGUGGACAAGCGGCUGGAGCAGAGCCAGCCCGAGUACAAGGCGCUCUUCAAGGAGAUCUUCUCCCGGAUCCAGAAGACCAAGGCCGACAUCAAUGCCACCAAAGUGAAGACACACAGUAGCAAGUGACCCUCCCUGCCCCGCAGUCCGGUCAGGCCGCUCAGCAAGACACCCCGGUGGCCCCUCCCGCCCGGGAGCAGCGUGCGGGGGUGCGGCCUGUCCCCCGCUGACGGAGGCGGUCAGCGGCCCGGUCCACGGCCCUCCACCAUCCCGUCAGCCCAGAGGCCCAGCUCCCAGUUGCAAGCCAAACGCCCCCAGCCCUCCAGGCCUGGCUCCCUGACCCCGUUCCUUGCUUCCAGCUUUGCGGCCAGGCUUCUGGAAGCCCUCUGGGCCAGUUGGCUUUUUGGCUUUUUUUCAGAGUUUGGGUUGGGGGUGGGGUGGGUUGAGAGAUUUGCAAUGCAGGGGCUCCCUGUGCCCUUGCCACAACUGGAAACACUUGAAAGGGGACCCCAGAGUCAGCUGUUGCAGGCUCCAGGGUCCCCCCGGACCACCACUGCUUCUACCCAACCUCAGUGGGCUAGGCCCUGAGCACCAGCUGUCUCAGCCAGGUCCUGGGGAGGGCCAGCUUCUCCCCUGAACCCUCAGGCCAGAUCUGUAGCCAAUCAGAGGAGGGGGACAGGGAGCCCCUCUGCAGCCAUACACAAGCCGUACACCCAGUUUUCCUCAGAGCCAGCCUCCUCUAGUUCCAGUUGCCCCUGGAACGCCUUCUGGGCAAGAAGCCUUCUAGGGCUCUGGGCACUGGGGAGCCCCCAUCUCUGCGAACCACUGAGCGGCUUCCAACCCACCCAGCUUGACCUCUGUCUGCUCCAUCUCAGGGACCAUGACGUCUCAUUCACCCCCAAGCCCCCCACGGGCCCAGCCCGGCCCAGGCCACACCUGCCGCCACCCCCCGCACCCUGGGCAUGUGCCCCAGCCAGCGGUCCCAGGCCUACCCUGGCCUGCUUCGCUGCCCAGGAUUCCCUCCCCACACUGAACAGUGUUGAAAUGCGGUGGGGCAGACACCAGAUCGCUCCCUGCCUGCUCUUUGCCUCCCACCUUUGUCGGGGGGCUUCCGAGGACCCAGCCGAGUCAGUGUUUAAGCUCCAGAGAGACCGGCCACAGCAAGGAGGUGCCCAGGUCCCCAGCCUGCCCUAAGCAAUUCUUCUGGGUUUCCAGUUCCUCCUGCUGCCCGUCCCGAGACCCCAGAAGUCACAGAGACACCCGGUCUGGUGCGAGGCCCUGGCUCUGCUGGGGUGCAGCGGGGGACCCUCAUGCCUUAUCCCUUUCUAAUGGGUAAAGGGGUUUUCUUAACAAGCGUGCCGGGCCUUCCUGGAGCCCCACCGAGCUCUCCAGGCCACACUGUGAAGAGCCGGCAGCGGCCCCUCGUUCACACAUCUUGGAACCUCCUGUACUCGGGCGCUGGGCAGCUGCCAGCCCCCCCCCCCGUGUGUCUCUGUCAUCUGGGGUGAAGGGGUGGAGUGGGGGAGGGCUCCUGCCUCUUUGCUCCCCAGGUCUGUAGCGCCAACCAACGUCACCUUUGAAGUAUACAUGAGAGAAAUAUAUUUACAAAUGCUUUAUUCUCUUCUUUAAUAAAAAAUACAUCACUAUUCUAAAAGUUGAAAUGGCC
This is a messenger RNA of Condylura cristata (star-nosed mole), 2935 nucleotides long. RefSeq names its product cerebellar degeneration-related protein 2-like (gene CDR2L). The record is from RefSeq and is a predicted model, not a curated record. NCBI's taxonomy places the organism in Eukaryota, Metazoa, Chordata, Mammalia, Eulipotyphla, Talpidae. The transcript is spliced from 5 exons. Bases 1 to 1398 code for a protein of 465 amino acids.